Syngnathoides biaculeatus (alligator pipefish) is the source of this 5216-nucleotide messenger RNA. Its product is annotated as protein jagged-2. The record is from RefSeq and is a predicted model, not a curated record. The transcript is spliced from 14 exons. Bases 388 to 2646 code for a protein of 752 amino acids. Gene Ontology annotation, biological process: cell communication; establishment or maintenance of epithelial cell apical/basal polarity; multicellular organism development. Gene Ontology annotation, cellular component: protein-containing complex; plasma membrane. Lineage: Eukaryota; Metazoa; Chordata; Actinopteri; Syngnathiformes; Syngnathidae. Gene Ontology annotation, molecular function: calcium ion binding.
GCAGCCGCCCCCAAAAUAAUGGGCUAGACGUUCGAUUGGUUCGGGGCUUGAGUGAUCGGCCUUGAAGAGAGAGAGAGAGAGAGAGAGAGAGAGAGAGAGAGAGAGAGAGAGAGUGACCUAAUUGGGAUGAGAGUUCAAGUCAAGUGAGCCGCCAGGUUGGACCUUUAAAGCUGCUUAAGAGAGCGACGGGAACCACACGGCCACGCUCCGGCGGUGCGUUUAUGGUCGUGGUGCGUUUGAGGGCGCGCACCUUUUGAGGAGUGGCGCAGGUGUUCGCGCGCGGAGUGGAAACCAAAGCAGGGAUGAAGUAGGUCGGAACCACAGGGGGCUGUCAAAGGUUCUGUUUGGAAGUGGAGGAGGGGGCCCAUCGCCGUCUCCGACGCCGGCAUGGAGGCCACGAGGCGCCCCGAGACAAGAAGCUUCGCCGGGAAGCCCGCCGUCCCGCACCCGGGGAGCCUCCACCUGCCACGGGCUGCUGUGAUCUUCCUCGUCGCGCUCACCAUGCAACCACAGGCGGCGCGCACGGUGGGGAUGUUUGAGCUGCAGAUCCGUCACUAUCAGAACCCCAACGGACUCCUGCUGAACGGAGACUGCUGCGACAUCCCGGUCGGCGGCGGCCGGCGCUGCUCCUCCGGAGACCAGUGCGACACUUUUUUCCUGGCGUGCCUCAAGGAAUACCAGGCCCGCGUGGUCCCAACUGGAUCUUGCACCUUUGGCACGGGCAGCACGAGGAUCCUGGGAGGAAAUUCCCAGUUGCUCCACCACGGCGGUCACGACGGAGGAGGAGCAGGAGGAGAUGAUGGGACUAAUGGACUCAUUGUCAUUCCCUUCAAAUACGCCUGGCCAAAGUCCUUCUCUUUGGUGCUGGAGGCUCAGGAUGAUGACAACAGCACGUCACAACCAGAUCAGCUGAUCGAACGUGUUCUUCUCUCCUCCAUGUUGAAUCCCGGAGAGCAGUGGCAGGCGUACCGCCACCACGGCCGCUACUUCAGCCUUGAGUACCGCCUCCGUUUUCGCUGUGACUCCAAUUACUUCGGGCCCCACUGCAACAAGCUCUGCCGGACCCGUGACGACUUCUUUGGACACUUCAACUGCGAUCCCAACGGUUCCAAGGUCUGCAUAGAAGGCUGGACGGGACCCGAGUGCAAAGAAGCGGUGUGCAGGCAAGGAUGUCAUCAGGCCCACGGUUCUUGCACCGCACCUGGGGAAUGCACGUGUCACUACGGAUGGACCGGGCCUCUGUGUGACCAGUGUGUGACGUUCCCCGGUUGCGUCUACGGGAGCUGCACUGAACCCUGGCAGUGUGUGUGCGAUGUCAACUGGGGAGGUCUGCUGUGUGACAAAGAUUUGAACUACUGUGGGACUCACCAGCCUUGUAAGAACAGCGGGACCUGCACCAACACAGAGCCCAACGAGUACCAGUGCGAGUGUCAGAAAGGUUUCAGGGGGCGCAACUGUGAUAUCGUCGAGCACGCGUGUGUGCUGUCGCCGUGCGUGAACGGCGCCACCUGCGUGGAGGACUCCGCGGGCUUCAGCUGCGUCUGCGCCGAAGGCUGGACGGGGAAGACCUGUGCAGACGUGGUGAGGCAGUGCGACCGAAGCCCCUGCGGACGAGGAGCGACCUGUCAGGAGGCUCCAGGAGGUUACCGAUGCCUCUGCCCAUCUGGAUGGAGCGGCAGAACCUGCCAGCUGGACACCGAUGAGUGUGAGAUGAACAUAUGCAUCCACGCCCGCUCUUGCCGCAACUUGAUUGGUGGAUACCUGUGCGAUUGUCUUCCUGGAUGGGCAGGGCCAAACUGUGACAUCAGGAACAGCAGCUGCCAGGACUUAUGUCUCAAUGGUGGACGUUGUGAGGACCAGAUGUCAGGAUCCAGAUGUUUAUGCCCACCUGGCUUCUCUGGGAAAUACUGCCAAAUCCACCCUGACCCUUGCGCCAGCGCCCCCUGCCUGCACGGAGGGAGGUGUGCGGAAAAGGAUGAACGCACUGCCGCCUGCGACUGCCCUUUGGGAUAUUCUGGAAACUUUUGUGAGGUUGUGUCGGAUCCGUGCGACCCCAACCCCUGCUCGCAGGGGCUCCCCUGUCACACCAUCGAUGGCAGUUACAUGUGCGCCUGUCCUGAGGGUUACUAUGGCAACGAGUGCCUUAGCCUAAAGAAUCCUUGUUUUGGGCCACAUUGUCCAGGGGCCAUGUCAGACUCAAAAGCCGGCAUCAGUUUCUACAUGGUCCUGCUGGGCGUCCUUGCUUUGGCGGCGCUGUGCGGCUGCGCCGCGUGCGCCUUGGUCCUCACCCGCCUGCAGCACAAGCGGAAAAAGCAGCGGGCCGUCCCGCAGGAGGAAGCCAUCAACAACCAGCGUGAGUACGUCAACCUCAUCCGAAACCUGGAUCGCCUCGUCCCUCCGCCUCUCCCACCACCCGCCGCCCCCCUGGUUCAGUCGCCGGCCGGCACGGCCCCCGCUACCGCCACCACCGCCGCUUCCCCGCACUGCUACGAGGAAAUUGAGCUGACUCUCCCUCCCUCUCCGGCGCCCUCCCACUCGUCCCCUGGGCUGAAGCAGGCCCGUGCCCCCAAAGUGGACAUCUCCAACCGGGAAAGGGAGAAGCUCAAUCGUAUCCACUGCACAGACAACCAGGAAUUACAAGUGUGACUGACCCGUUAAAUCUGAGGCUUCUCUUCUUCUGCAUACUUUGCACUCACUUUUCACAGGGUCCACGUUCGUUGUUUGGCCCAUCGUGUCUCUCACACUCUUCAGCUGACGUUGUGAGCUUGGACAUUAAAGACGCAGUUCCGCCUAAACUUCCGGGAACUUUUAGUCCUUGGUGCUUUUCUACCGUUUGAACAGCAGCUGGCGAUCCUUAGAACAAACAGUUUGUCUUAAAAAGCAGGGUACGCACAUGCCAAUAAUCAGCCGUUUUUUCUGCAUUUUCCCAUCCUUACGAUCAAAGUCGGUGUAGGCUUGAUUAUCGGAUGUUUCUAAAAGUUUACCCGGAGUGAUCGUCCUGUGGUGUGCGCUGUGCUAUGAGCGAUUUGUCCUCCUCACUCGAAUAAGGCCCAAUUUGAGCAUUUUCAAGCCCUUCCGAAACACAAAGUUCAAUAGCAAAAAGUAUUGUACUGGAAUUUACAAAAAAAAAAAAAAAAAAAGAAUUUUAAGACACUGUUACAUUACGUACAAUUACAACAUUUAAUUCAGUAACUCUUUCAUGCACCACUAGAGGAGCCAUUUGUCACGAGGAGUGCUCAGAGUGAUUUGCCCGGUCAUGGCCGACAAUUGUAAAUGUUGAACCUGUUAAAUAUUUACGAUGGCGUAUACUUAUGAGUGUAGUGAACCCUGAGUUGGGCCCACCCGUGAUUGUAACGUGAAAUGAAGCGGUUGCCAAGAAGAAAGCUCGCGCUGUUGUUGGACGCAAAUACAGGAGCAACUGGUUGUGUUGAGUGGUUUUUAUAUGUCUCAAAAUAUAAAGUGUUUUUAUAAAAUGUGUCUCAAAAUUAAUUCACCACAAAAAAAAAAAAAAAAAAUGACAAGGAGAAGAACUGCGACCAAAAUGUAGUUACCAGAGAAGCUAAAAAUUAGUCUUAAUUCUAUUUCUUCUUUUUGGUAACUUUUUGGUUCUGGUUUGAAGGAGGAGACUCACGAUUGUCUGUGCAAGAGUUGGUUUUGUCAUCAAAAAUAUUGGAUGGAUUGAACAAUAAUGAUGAAGGAUAAUUGGUCACAAUAAUCUUGUAUGGACACUCGAUAAUCGGGCUUUUGAUAACUUUGUUUGGAAGAAAGAAAAAAAUGCUUGAAUGUGUUUAGUGUACAGCGUUCAUGCUAUUCUUACUGGAGACCAAGCCCUACCGUGAAGUGUGAACAUUCGUAGCAUAAAGAUGCUACAAGAUGACUGCAAACCACAACGUGAAUCUCCUCAACCUACUUCAACAUAGUUUCUUAACACCAAGAUGCAACAAGGUGGCACCAAAGCAAUAUAUACAUUUGAGAAAAAGCUUUGGCCCGAGCAAAAAAACCAAAAACACAAUAUAGGUGAGUUUUUCAACACAUAACAGACGAUAGGUUGCAAAAAAUUCAAUAAAAUAGUCACUAGGUAGUGUACGGGGCAAAACUGUACCACUCUGGUGGCGAGUACCCGUAGGUGAACAGCUGUAGACAAAAAAAAUCUGGCAAGUCAUCAACCAUUCAGAUUUGUUUGUCAAAGCAGACCCCAACCCAAAGGUUCUUGAUCCUUUAGACAGCACUACCCGCCCAGCAGGAGUCUUCUUCCACACCAGAACUGAAUUCAGACAUGCAAUGGCCCUCCAACAGUUUCAGGGUCAAACUUGCGCCAUUGUUGGCCUCCGAGUGCCUGAAAAAGUGUCGGCUAAGACCUGAGUGGGCGAUCAUUGAGCGAAUGAAUGGAUGUUUAUUUAAAGUCCAACUGGGUGAUUGUGAGAUUAUUUAAAGCAGCCAGCGCACACGUUGUUACAAGGCGGCGGGGAACUUCUGUCCCUUUGCAACACUCUUAACUGGACUUGGGAUUUCAUUUGGCCUGUGUUCGCGCAUGAAACAUUGACUGUACGUACACUAUAUGAAAUAUGGAAGGACACAAACCUCUGACUUGUGCUUUAAGACAUUUAAAAAAAAAAAGUAAACACUGUUGCCUGUGUUGCCUCUGUGAUGCUACCUGUUUUUUCAUUCCCCAUGUAAAAUAGUUUUUGUACAUAAAUAUAUUGUACAUAUUGAUGCCUCACUUUUUUGUAACGUGGUUCAGUCCGAGAGUAUCACUCUUGUUGUUUUACUGGCGUUCUGUAAUAAAAGUGCAGUUAGCAGUUUGGAUUUAUUGGCCCUUACUGUGUGCUGCUAUUGUGUGAGUGUGAUGUUUUUUUUUUUUUUUUAUUAUGAUGGAAUGCAACAAUUAUCACACUAAUAAUUAUGUGCCUUGGUCAACUGUGGAGUACUUACUGUGUGUACCUCGCUGAUUGUACGACUAAAUGGAACCUUCACCCUAAAAAUGUUCGAUAGCUGAGCAGUAAACAUCGCCACUCACAGGCCACAAUAACAGGUAAACCCGUAAAAGAAAAAUACUGUGAUACCUCGUCGUAAAAAAUGAAACAAUAGCAGAUUUUAGUACUGCUGCUUUUUGCGUUGUUCGGUAGAAAGCGAGCGGCUCUCUAAAAAGAGGUCAAGUGUGCUUGUUUCAUGUUGUUUUUGUGUCCAUCCUGUCAAAUAUGUACUGUACAGUAACC